UUUUUCUUUCAGCUGGGUCAUUGUGCCAAGUUAGUAUAUGUAGCUUUCUGGCCUCAACUUUUGUACACUUUGACGGUAACCAACAUAUUUUACUUCACUUUGGGUUCCCGAGUGUCACUGAUGACGAGCCGCACAGCUAAAAUACUCAUCUUGUUCAGUCUGGCCCCCAAACAAGCUCAUCACUAUCAACCAGGGAAGUUGGAGAAUGAUUAUUGAAUCUCAUUUGCUUUUCCUGUGUUUUUUUUAUUCAACAUCAGGUGAUUUUUAUUUAGUGCUAUAAAAUAAAACCAUUGGCAAAGGGAGCUUUGUGAGGUAAAGCAGGACUGUCUGAACCUUUUUAUAUACAGUCUAUGGUCUGAACCUGACAAAAGAUAGGAGCCAUAAUUCUGCCACACAAUGUGUCUGCAGUGAUUCAUUUUUCAAGUGAAAGUUUUAUAAACAUAAGAUUAUUUCCACCCCAUCCUCAAAAUGAACAACUGUUUGACACCAAAUACAUUUAGAGUAUUCCGGCUGUUUGAUUUAUUUUCAUGGCAUAUGUUGGGGCAAUGCCAGAAAUACCCUCGACUAUAUUUCUGUAGCACAAUUUCACAAUGAAUUCCUGCAUACUCAGGAUAUAAUUAGGAGUGUCCGAUAAGAGCCAUGUGCCUGCAGUCAUUUUUUAAAAUUUAUUUUUUAUAUUUUUGUCAAUGCUUCAUUGUGGAUUAUUGAAUUCAAAAUGUGCUUUGCUAUCAGUGAACCCCCCCUCCUGCUGUAUGAAUAUGCCCUGUGUUGUGCGGAGUUCUGCCUGCUCGCAAAGAACUUCAUUGAUCCUAGCAUGAGCACGUAUUAUCCUUUUCUUCCCAUUGGUCUGAUCAGUCAAUAUUUAUUGAUUCAUUUAUCAUUUAUAUUUCUGAGGAGUUCGUUUGCGUUAAAAUGUGGACAAAUCCUAAACUGCCCAACUCAAUCAAAUAAAAGAGUCAAUAGACAAAACAGAUUAAAAUAUUCGUUGCUAACUUGAGGGGGAGAGUGUACGUCUCCCAGCCUGUUUGCCAGUUUGUCCUGAACAUAGACUUUAUACUGUAUAAAGGUCCUUGAAUGAAACUCUGCAGCAGGAUCAUUACAUUGUAACUCUUUGUCAGUGAGUGCAAACCUUUCUCACAUUCAGCCAAAUCACAUGAGGCUGAAUACCUGUCACACCAGAUGUUUGUUUUUGUUGGUUGCAAAGACAGUUCCCUACGUUAGCACCGUUUGCUCUUGAGUAUAUCAACUCAUCAACUCAUGUGAACAGACUGUGGACUGAAUCACACGUGUAAAAUGAUAUCACACGAAAUAACUAAUUCAGUAUAAGAGAGAUGUUUGGCAGCGGUUUUGUGAUGAACUAUGUUUUCGCGUGUUAUUGAACGCAGCACCGCUGGCUACUAUCCGCCUGUCCGUCAUAUCGCGAUAGAGUCUCCGGAGCUAGCGCUGAGCAACAUGGCGGAAGAGGAGGUGGCCAAGCUGCAGAAGCACCUGGCCCUGCUCAGGCAGGAGUAUGUGAAGAUGCAACAGAAGCUGGCUGACACAGAGAGGCGAUGUGCUGUGCUCGCUGCUCAGGGUGCUGGUCAGGGCUCCCCCAACCCUUCAGCAGCAGAGACCUUCAUUAGUCGUCUGCUGGACAUCGUGGCUGACCUCUAUCAGCAGGAACAUUACAGUGAUCUGAAAGUGAAAGUUGCAGGGGAGACGCUUUGUGCCCAUAAGUUUGUUUUGGCUGCUCGCAGUGAUGUCUGGAGUCUGGCUAACCUGACCUCCACCUCUGAACUGGACCUAUCCGAUUGUAAGCCUGAGGUUGCCAUGGCGAUGUUGCGCUGGGCUUACACUGAUGAGUUGGAACUCAGUGAGGAUGAUGCCUUUCUUAUCGACCUGAUGAAGCUGGCUAACCGCUUCCAGCUCCAGCUGCUUCGAGAGAGGUGUGAAAAAGGCGUGAUGUCCUCUGUGAAUGUCAGGAACUGCAUUCGCUUCUACCAGACAGCUGAGGAACUAAACGCCACCACGCUGAUGAACUACUGUGGGGAGAUCAUUGCCAGUCACUGGGAUGAUCUAAGAAAAGAAGAUUUCAGCACCAUGAGUGCCCCACUUCUGUACAAGAUGAUCAAAUCUAAAACAGAGUAUCCUCUCCACAAAGCCAUAAAAGUUGAGCGGGAAGAUGUGGUCUUUCUCUAUCUCAUUGAGAUGGACUCGCAGCUCCCUGGCAAGCUAAAUGAAGUAGACAACAAUGGUGACCUGGCGUUAGACCUGGCACUCUCUCAUAAAUUGGAAAGCAUUGCCACCACUCUGGUUAACAACAAAGCCGAUGUGGAUAUGGUGGACCAGAGUGGCUGGAGCCUCUUGCAUAAGGCCAUCCAAAGAGGUGAUGAAUUUGCCUCAAUCUUCCUGAUUCGCCACUCGGCUCAGGUGAACGCAGCCACAGUGGGGGCCGUGGAAACCCCACUUCAUCUGGUCUGUUCUUUCAGCCCCAAGAAACAUUCUGUGGAAGUAAUGAGUGGCAUGGCACGAAUCGCAGAGGCUCUGCUCAAGACCGGAGCCAACCCCAACAUGCAGAACAGCAAGGGCAGGACUCCGCUACAUGAAGCUGUUGCAUCAGGGAAUGAGCCAGUGUUCAGCCAGUUACUAGAGUGCAAACAGCUUGACCUCGAACUCAAGGACCAUGAAGGCAGCACAGCUCUGUGGCUGGCCCUGCAGUAUAUCACCGUGUCUUCAGACCCAUCAGUAAAUCCGUUUGAGGACGAUGCACCAGUAGUAAAUGGCACCUCAUUUGACGAGAAUAGCUUUGCAGCACAGCUCAUCCAGAGAGGGAGCAACCCUGAUGCACCUGACACUACCACAGAAAACUGCCUCAUGCAGAGAGCAGCUCGGGCAGGCAACGAGGCAGCUGCUCUUUUCCUAGCUACUCAUGGAGCGAAGGUCAACCAUGUCAACAAAUGGGGUGAGAUCCCGCUUCAUACAGCAUGUCGCUGUGGCCUGGCAAGCCUGACCGCAGAGCUGCUCCAGCAGGGAGCCAACCCCAACCUACAGACACAGAAGGCCUUGCCUGACGACACCAAUGGGGUGGCGACGCAGACCCCCCUCCACAUGGCCAUUGCUCACAACCACCCAGAUGUGGUCUCUGUCAUCCUUGAGCAAAAAGCCAAUGCACUUCAUGCCACCAACAACUUCCAGAUCAUUCCAGACUUCAGUCUCAAAGACUCCAUGGACCAGACGGUGCUGGGCUUGGCCCUCUGGACAGGUAUGCACAACAUAGCAGCUCAGCUGCUGGGCUCAGGGGCUUCUAUCAACGACACUAUGUCCAAUGGACAAACCCUGCUUCAUAUGGCCAUCCAGAGACAGGACAGCAAGAGUGCCCUCUUCCUUCUUGAACAUCAGGCUGACAUCAAUGUGAGAACUCAAGAGGGACAAACAGCACUACAGUUGGCCAUUAGUAACCAGCUGCCCCUGGUGGUAGAUGCCAUUUGCACAAGAGGAGCUGAUAUGUCAGUGGUGGAUGACAAAGGGGACCCUCCACUGUGGCUGGCUCUAGAGAACGGCCUGGAAGAUAUUGCAUCAACACUGGUCCGCCAUGGCUGUGAUGCGACUAGUUGGAGCACGGGGCCCUCUGGCUGCAAGCAGACUCUCCUGCACAGAGCCGUUGAUGAGAAUAAUGAGGUGUCUGCUUGCUUCCUCAUCCGCAGCGGGUGUGAUGUGAACAGCCCCAGGCAGCCAGGGCCAAAUGGGGAAGGAGACGAAGAAGCCCGAGAUGGGCAAACGCCCCUCCAUCUGGCGAGCAUUUGGGGAUUGGAGGAGGUGGUGCAGUGCCUUCUAGAGUUUGGAGCUAAUGUUAACACACAGGAUGCAGAGGGUCGAGCUCCUAUCCAUGCUGCCAUUAGCAGCCAGCACAACGUCAUCAUCCAGCUCCUCAUCUCCCAUCCAGACAUUCGUCUCAACAUUCGCGACCGCCAAGGAAUGACCCCCUUCGCCUGUGCCAUGACGCACAAGAACAAUAAGGCAGCAGAGGCUAUCCUCAAGAGGGAGCCAGGUGCUGCUGAACAGGUGGACAACAAAGGCCGCAAUUUUCUACACGUGGCUGUGCAAAAUUCAGAUAUCGAAAGUGUCCUGUUCCUCAUCAGUGUCCAAGCUAAUGUCAACUCCAGGGUUCAGGAUGCAGCCAAACUCACCCCUCUCCACCUAGCUGUCCAGGCUGGAUCUGAGAUCAUUGUCCGCAACCUGUUGCUUGCCGGAGCAAAAGUAAAUGAGCUGACAAAACACAGGCAGACAGCACUACACCUGGCGGCCCAACAGGACCUGGCCACUAUUUGUUCUGUGUUGAUCGAAAAUGGAGUAGACUUUGCUGCUGAGGAUGAAAAUGGAAAUAAUGCUCUGCAUCUGGCUGUGAUGCAAGGCCGCCUUAAUAAUGUGAGAACCCUACUCACAGAGUCCAACGUUGAUGCUGAGGCCUUUAAUCUCAGGGGUCAGUCACCAAUGCACGUCCUAGGCCAUUAUGGGAAAGAAAAUGCUGCCGCCAUUUUUGAGUUGUUCCUGGAGUGUAUGCCUGAAUACCCUCUGGACAAACCAGAUAAUGAAGGGAACACAGUUCUGCUCCUGGCCUACAUGAAAGGAAAUGCAAAUCUGUGCCGUGCCAUUGUGAGGGCUGGGGCUCGACUGGGCAUCAAUAAUAAUCAGGGCAUCAACAUUUUCAACUACCAAGUUGCAACCAAACAGUUGCUCUUUCGCCUUCUAGAUAUGCUGUCCAAAGAGCCCCCAUGGUGUGAUGGGUCAAACUGUUAUGAAUGCAUUGCCAAGUUUGGUGUAACAACAAGGAAACAUCACUGCCGCCACUGUGGGCGCCUCUUGUGUCACAAGUGCUCUAUAAAGGAGAUACCCAUCAUCAAGUUCGACUUGAACAAGCCGGUGAGGGUGUGUGACAUCUGCUUUGAUGUACUAACUCUGGGUGGGGUAUCGUAAUGUAUUGGUCUGGAUAUCCUCCAUCCUCUGACACUGGCCAUGCCAGGCCCAACUCGGCACAGUUUUUCAGGCACACCAGGACAAGGGACAUCAGUAGCAGGACAUACUAACAAGAGAUUCCCGGACAUGGACCAUAGCCUUUAUACUCUUCCAGUCUAUGAAAAACUAUUAAUGUUCUAGAGGGACGUUUAAAUAGAAAGUGAAACAUUGUCUUUUUGUUUCUGUUUUGAUCAAAGUAUCUUAAAGAUGAUAUAAGCAGCUCCUCCAGCUCGGUGACAGCUGGACACAAUUUGUUAACCAUUUUCCCAAGCUCAAUAAUGUGUGUUUGUACCGAUGACCUCUCAUUAUUACAAGCAGGUAACUGCUGUACAAUUUAAUCAUAAAAGAUCACUAAUGAUCAAAUCAAUAUAGAGGAGUGGUUGUCCUCCUCUGGUUGGUGUAGCCUCCUUUAUGAUGUGUGACCAAAAAAAAUCACUGCUACCAAAUGAAUAUUAACCUUCAUUUAAGAGCUGAGGCUGCUGUCAACCAAGUGACUGAACCAACAGCAGGUUCUCUGCAAACUGUCAUUCACUCUUCUGUCACCCAAAUUCUGUAUUGACUGAACGAAGUGGGACAGGCUAGGAGUAUUUCAAAGACAAGCGCCUCAUUUCAUUUUUUAAAUGAGCAUCAUGUCCAAUUGAGAUCUAAUCUAUUUAGUUAUUUUCAGAAUUAUAUCAUUGACAUUGUCUUAUUUUACCAUUAGAGUUGAUAGACGGCACGAAUGGGCAACAGAGGAAAUUCUUAAAGAAAUGACAAUUUUUUUUCCCAUGAUUAAUUCAUAUUGUCUUGUGUAGGCAUAUUCAAAUUUAGUAGAAAUGGAUAAUUCUUGACACGGCAAUUUGGGAAAAUAUGACUAUUAGAAACCCUAUUUUAUAAUGAGAACUAAAUUAUCCUUGACAACCCUCCUUAUCCCUUAGAAAAAUGCCUAUUAUGCCUGUUACUGUCAAUUAAUUUGUAGUUUUUUUUGUGUCAUAGUCAUCAUCAAAAAUGAUAUCUGAGAAUCAGUCACCAAAAACUACAUUCCAUUUUUGACCUGCCAGGAGAUCGUCGUAGGAAGUUGCGAUCAAAGUCCCCACGAUGUUGCCUCAAGUCAAGUUGUCUUGACCCAUUAUAUUGAACGCGUCUUAAUUUCUAAGCCUAACAGGUGCACUUUAUCAACAUCACAUUACAUUUCUGAUCAUUGGGGAGAAUGUGGCAUAGCGGGGCGACCGGGUAGUGGGGCCUCUUUAAGUAUUGUUAAAUUGUACAGAUAAAUGUGUGAUAUUUUUGACCACUACAACUGUUUUGUACUUAAAUGCAGUUUGUGCUUGUCAUUGUGACAAACCUAAAUCUUGCCUCUGUUAAUCUUUUAUGCACAUUGUUUAAUCUUUUAUGCACAUUGUAUUGUAUCUGUAUGCUCAGAUAUCUAGUCUGUCUCUUCCUGGUGUAUCCUUUUAGAAAAAAGGGAGGACAACUUUACAUAAAGGUCAUCAAAAACAAA
This is a messenger RNA of Hippoglossus stenolepis (Pacific halibut), 6472 nucleotides long. RefSeq names its product ankyrin repeat and FYVE domain containing 1 (gene ankfy1). Lineage: Eukaryota; Metazoa; Chordata; Actinopteri; Pleuronectiformes; Pleuronectidae. Bases 1360 to 4953 code for a protein of 1197 amino acids. Gene Ontology annotation, molecular function: protein binding; metal ion binding. The transcript has 25 exons. The record is from RefSeq and is a predicted model, not a curated record.